ACACAAUGGCUGUUCUUUGCAUAAGAAUGCCUAAAACAACAAUUGGGGCAGUAGCCUCCUGCCCCUUUGUCUUAAGGCUGCAGGCAUAGGCAGGCCUUCCUUCAGAGAGUACAGGCGACGCAGGGUUAAUGCUCUGCAAUUUGCAGCCAGUCAGGGCGGAAGCUGGGUUCUCUCUCUCGCUCUCUCUCUCUGUUGCUUUAAGGACAGUUUCAUUCGGCCUUGGAGGAUGGGGGAAUAAAAGGAUGGCUCCUGCCUGCAAGAGCUGUACAAAGAUAAUCACUCAGGAAGUGGCUCAGCCAAUGGCCUGAAGCAUUACAUGUGGAUUCCCGAAAGCCUCCAAUCCUGCCCCAGCUUGCAACAGGGGAGUCUGAUCAUCAGGCUGAAGUGCCAAGCCCUUUCUGUCUGAGAACUGAGAGUCUGUCCUCCAUGUUUUAUAAGUAUUGACAUAUAACACUGUAACAAUGCAUCCACACAGGUAAGCCAGAGCUUGUCUUUUUUUGUAGUUUAUUCCCAUCUCUUGGACACUGUGCUUUUGCAGGUUGCAUUUCCGCGACUUCUCGGGCCAAAUUUGCUAAACCAGCAAGUGUUUUGAAUUUUGACUUUCUGGAGAGAUCACAUGGUUGGGUGCCAUUAGCCAGUGACUGCUGCUGGGGGUUCCAGGGGUACACUGCACAAUUAACUUUUUUCUUUUGUAAAGAGUGGUGGGUUUCUGCACAGCCCCCUUCACUCCCCUGUUCACCAAGGAAGAUCUCUGCAUUAUUGUGUAUUCCUGUGUCACAUGCUGCUCAGAGGAACAUGGAGGCUGCCUCAGCACAAGGCUUCAGCUAACGUACAGGCCACCAAGCAAAGCACACUUUAUUUACCCUCUAUCUAAAGGACAAGAGCCAGACUAACCCGGACUGUUACUUUUGAUACCGACUACAGGGACUCUCAGCACUCAUGCCUGACAUACGUCUGGGGCCUAGCUUUGGAUUUUUCAAAUACCACCAUAUCUGAAGCCUUCCUGCGGUUUACUUGGUGCCCUGUGGACCCGGCACAGUGUGCGUUUACAUGAUUUUUCUUGCUUUUUACCCAUAUAUUGUUUUUUGAGAUUCUUGUAUUUUUUAUGUUCUGGAUAUAUGAUUUCCUGAGGCUGGGAGCUAACCAAUAUGGAUGUCAAACAUUUGGCAGAGGAGGAAGUGAAGAUUGAGCCGGAGCUGGUGGAGGGGAUGGAUGUCACCACUCGAUCCAAAGGUCCUGCUGUUGCAUAUCCAGAGGGAUUAUCGCAAGAACAUGGAGACAGUCAGCAGUCCAACCCGGGCUCAGGGCAAAAAAGGAAGAUUUCCAGCCCCCAGCACUCAUCCAAUGGGCACUCUCCUCAAGAUGUAUCCGGCAGCCCAAGUAAAAAGAAGAAGAAACCGGGAAUGUUAAACAGUCACAACAAAGACCAGGAAAUCACAAAUUAA
This is a messenger RNA of Bufo gargarizans (Asiatic toad), 1445 nucleotides long. RefSeq names its product protein kinase C-binding protein 1-like. NCBI's taxonomy places the organism in Eukaryota, Metazoa, Chordata, Amphibia, Anura, Bufonidae. The coding region runs from base 1149 to 1445 and encodes 98 amino acids. The transcript is spliced from 6 exons. The record is from RefSeq and is a predicted model, not a curated record.